AUGAAGUCAAGUUUAUUACUUCUUUUGAUACCACUAAUACAGCCAAUCUAUGCUGAUGUUUGGGUAGAUGCUGGUUGUUUUGCUAAAUCUGAUGUUGACGCAACUGGUGGUAAAGUCUAUCAAUACCAAAGUUCGGGAUAUUGUCAACAACAAUGUCUAGGAAAAAGAGUUGCAGCAAUGAUCAAUGGUAAUGAAUGUUAUUGUGGUGAUACUGCACCUACUAAUAAAGUUGCUCUGAGUAACUGUAAUAUGAAAUGUGAUGGUUAUCCAGAUAAUAUCUGUGGUGGAUCCAAUUAUUUCACAGUUUAUGUGAAUCAAGAAGCUGAUGAUGCAGGAGAUAGCAACUCAAGUUCAUCUAGUAAAGGCCAAACUAGUUCAAAGACUUCAGCCACUAGUCAAUCUUCUUCAGAUGGAUCAUCUUCUGAACCAUCAUCAGUUCCAAAAACAACGGUAUUAUCCACUGUCACUUCAGGUAGUGAACCUCUGGUUCUUACAAGUACCAUUUUCUAUACCCCAAGUACUACCGCAAGUCAAACUGGCACACAAACAAGUUCAACUUCAACUAGUGAUAGCAGUAACAAAAAUUCAGAUAAUUCAAAAAAUUCUAAACUUUCAAGUGGAGGAAUUGCCGGGGCAGUAGUUGGAUCAGUUGCAGGAAUUGGUUUAAUUAUUGGAUUGGUUUUCAUAUUCCUUCGUUGGAAGAGAAAGAGAGAUGACGAAGAAUUUGAUGAUAUUUUUACAUUAUCUGGUCCUAAAAACGAUGGAGGAAUGUCACAACCUCCAACAUUAGAUCCAAAUCCAUUCCUCAUGUCUGGUGGUUACAACAAUUUCGACACAUCACAACAAAAUCCUCGACUACAACCAAAUUCAAGAGUCGUGAGUGCAGUAUAUGGUCAUGAUUAUAAGAAUAGCAGUAGUGGUGGAAGUGCAGGUGAACCAUCAUAUAAUGAACAAAGUGAUGUUGGAUAUAAUCUGGAUCCAAAUCAUGGAAUGCCUGGUUCUCCUCCAUAUCCUACCCAUGGCGGUUAUAUACAUCCAGAUAUGAUGCAACAACCAGAACUUGGAAAACGUAAAUUAAGUGCUGGAUCAUUACCUGAUAUGAUAACUAGACAGCCUGGAGGAUUAAAAGUGGUAAACAAUUAA
Molecule: messenger RNA, 1143 nt
Organism: Hemisphaericaspora subhashii
Lineage: Eukaryota; Fungi; Ascomycota; Pichiomycetes; Serinales; Debaryomycetaceae
Gene: WSC2
Product: Wsc2p
Exons: 1
Coding region: 1-1143 (380 amino acids)
Cellular component (GO): plasma membrane
Source: RefSeq, a predicted model, not a curated record